UACGUCGCGACUGGCCCAGACCAGAAGGCGGUCACUCACACCAUGGGAUCGCAUGUUUCAAACGUGCAUGGAGCGACGACGACUAUAUGGUAUGGAGCAAAGCAGAUCAAAAUUGAGCGUGAAAUCAAAACGCAAGAGAUGCGUUGCCCAUGCGGGUACUCGCAUGUCAACUCUGCCCGUGUAAGGAUGCAUGCUACGAAGGAACACAAAAACAGUGGUCUCAAGACCGCCUUGCUGGCGAGUAGGCAAUCUGCACAACCUAGUGCCUCGUCGUCGCGCACUCGCUCAGUCUCACCGUCCUCCAUCGAGAGCUCAUCACCCACCCGGUCCGUCUCUCCCAUACAGAACUCGGACACUCCGCCGACGUCUCAUACAUCGGGCCGGAAACCCAAAGCAUCCAAGCCCUUCCUCGCAGGGAGCAGAUUUCCCGAAGUUGCUCACGGAGAAAACCCAGCAGACAAACAAUCGCGAGGCCAUGCGUCACACAAACAAGCUGUAUCUUCUCAUCGAUCAAGUAUCCUCCCAUCGACGUCGGUGUCCGGUGCCAGCUCCAGCACGUCGCGUAAGGUGUCGAAGACUCCAGCGACCUCAUCUGCCGCUGUAGCCAAGGGGAGUAGCUCAAGUGCAAAUAGGAUCAUGUCUAUCGGAAAGUCUGCUAUCGUCCACCGCACCACGCAGCUGGACGCCCCAUCAACAGGAAGCAAGAGCCCAGGUCUCCCCAGCCACAGGCACAAGCGCGCAGCCCAAAGCGCGAAAGUCUCGCACGCCUCCGAAGCUGCCUCUUCCUCUCGCAGGCCCGCAAUCGUUCUGCCCACCGACUCGUCCGACAACGACUCAGUCGCCACAGCCGAGCUGCUCGCUGCGUUCGCUCCCAGGCUCUCCGAGUCUACCCACUGCAAGACGUGCCACCGCGCGCUCGAGCUGCGGGACGGCCGCUACAAGAAUUCGUGGACCUGGUCGACCGACGACACGAUGGACGUGGAUGUAGGCGUGAACGUGAAAGUGCAGACACAGAAGCCCCGCCGCGCGCAGGCUAAGGCCUCCGUGCCUAACGUAAACAUCCGACGCGUGUGGGAGAAGUGCCCAGUUCCAGACGGAGGAAGCGUUUUUCGAGGCGGUCGAGCAGAGCGUUGUCGAGUGCGCGAGCGCGAGCCGGGAGAGCGCUUCGAGUUUUGCGGCGGGUACGCGGUCGUGGCAGGCAGGAAGGAUGCGGAUGCGGCGAUCGUUCGAAAGAUAUGCGGGAAGCUCGUCUUGAGGAGUGCGCCGUAAGUGCCUUCUUCCCUUUGUCUACAAGACUUCGAACCGUGUGGUCCGAAUUGGAUGCUGACGGAUGGUCAUGCACAGGAUAUCGAGGUUGUCAUGCUUC
This is a messenger RNA of Fomitopsis serialis, 1366 nucleotides long. RefSeq lists its product as uncharacterized. Lineage: Eukaryota; Fungi; Basidiomycota; Agaricomycetes; Polyporales; Fomitopsidaceae. The transcript has 5 exons. Bases 43 to 1269 code for a protein of 408 amino acids. The record is from RefSeq and is a predicted model, not a curated record.